This is a messenger RNA of Helicoverpa armigera (cotton bollworm), 2461 nucleotides long. RefSeq names its product chromobox protein homolog 1 (gene Hp1b-l). Gene Ontology annotation, molecular function: chromatin binding. The record is from RefSeq and is a predicted model, not a curated record. Lineage: Eukaryota; Metazoa; Arthropoda; Insecta; Lepidoptera; Noctuidae. The coding region runs from base 38 to 700 and encodes 220 amino acids. Gene Ontology annotation, biological process: chromatin organization; negative regulation of transcription by RNA polymerase II. The transcript is spliced from 6 exons. Gene Ontology annotation, cellular component: pericentric heterochromatin; nucleus.
CAAUGCGCAUAUCGCGACUAGCCAAGUUAAAAAAAAAAUGUUGUUAGACUAUCUGCCGUUGGCAACACUGGUUGAUUGCCAAACCGUAAACGCAAGUGUUUUUUGUGUGUUUCCCAACGCGCCGGUGUUUAGCUCAACUCUUUUGUUUAGAGUACGAAAUAUGGCAGACAAGAAAAAAGAUGGUGAGCCUGAGGGAGAAGAAGAAUUCUCAGUAGAAAAAGUGCUUGAUCGUCGUGUACGAAAUGGCAAGGUAGAAUAUUAUCUCAAAUGGAAGGGAUACAGUGAUGAGGACAAUACCUGGGAACCUGAAGAGAAUCUUGACUGCCCUGAUCUAAUAUCUGCCUUUGAAGAGGCGAGGAAAAAGAAAGAAGCAGAGGGCAAAAGUGUGAAAGUUGAUAAGGAUGUUAAAAAGCGCAAGUCCGCUGUUCCAACACCUGACUUAAAAGGUGCCAAAAAAGCAAAGAGUGAUGACAAAAAAGCAUCAGGGUUUGACCGUGGGCUUGAGCCUGAAAAGAUAAUAGGUGCUACAGACAGUAGUGGAGAACUUAUGUUUUUGAUGAAGUGGCAGGGUACAGAUGAAGCUGACCUGGUCCCAGCAAAACAAGCGAAUGUACGAUGCCCACAGGUUGUCAUUCAGUUCUAUGAAGAAAGGCUCACGUGGCACACACCUGCGCCAGAUGAGACUGGCACUGAUGACUAAGGACUGGUUUUUCUCGACAUUAAAACUAAAUGAUAAGAAAUUGGAAUUCAUUUUCCUAAUAAUUUUACACAUUGCUUCUGUGUAUCGUAAGAGAUAUGGAUUACUAAAAAUUGACUCUCAAAUAUUGACAGAUCAUUAGGAUUCUUCAUUUUAUACUUAAACAUUGAUGAUUCAUCAUCAUUUGUUAGUAUUUAGAUUUAUUUAGAAAAUACCUACAUAAGUUAAUUCCAUUUUUUUAUGUUUAUAAGUAAAAUAAUUAGAAUAAGCUAUUUUUAAAGUUGCCAGUUUCCUCAACCGCCAAUCGCAACGUUUUGGGCUUUUUCACUCCCUCCCUCCCUCCCUCCCUCUCCUUGUGCCCAGCGAUGAGUGUUGCCCAUAAGUCACCAUAAAAUUGCGACAGCAACUAUCAAGUUUAACAGGAAACUCGAAAAGUUAAUAAUUGCCUCAACUUAAGUUCCGCAGUGUACAAAGCGCCUUAGACGCUAAUCGAGUGUUAUUGUAUUAAAAAUAGUUACGGUACAUGAAUGGAUACAACUGUGUAUGAAAUUGUGCGAUUUCUACAAUAAAAAUACAAAAAAAGAGAAAGGUGAAAAAUUUUUUAAUUUCCAAAAUAUUGUUACAUAGUUCUUAUUCAAAUAGUAUUUUAAGGAAAAUUUGUUAAUUUAGGUGUGACAACUAUAUUUUUGCCUAAAUUAAGGUAGGUACUUUAAUAUUGGGUGUACUAUGCCAAAUCGAAAUGCCCCUAUAAAUCAAACGUCUAAAUACUCGAACAUUCAUAAUAUCGAAUGGUUAUUCGAACAUUCAAUACAUCGCGCAGUCAAUACAUCGAGUGUUGAAAAUAAAUAUCGAAUGUUUGAUCGAGCGUUAAAAUCAUCGCAUAUUCAUCUUAUCAAAACAAUUUUUUUGUAAAUACAAGAAAAACUUCUUAUUCUUUAGAGGUACAUUUUAAAAAUUUGUAUGAAUGAGGGUUUUCGAUACUUUUUCUGCCGCCAGGCGGCGCUUCGUAUGCGUCAGGUCCAAACAGCUGUCAAAUAGUAUGGAAUUGUAGGUGCCGAACUUAUUGUUUAUUGAAAUUCUGUUAUAUUGGAAGUGUUAUUGAUUUUAUUAUGGACUACGGUCAGAAUAAGGUUUCCGAACUAAAAAUUGAGCUAAGAGAGAGGGUGCAAAAGUCACUGGUACUAAGGAAAAGCUUGUUGAAACAUUUGUUAACACAAUAUGAUUUAGUUUUUUUUAUUUACUCAACCGCAAUAGUAAAACAAUAAUGCAGUGCUUUAAUUAUAAAAUAAAAAAAAAAACACUAAAAUCGUUCACUAUUCAUAGUAAAGAUAAGCACUUUGACAGUUACCUGGACCUGACGACUCGGUGCUGCCACCUGGUGGACGCCAUUUUAGAAAACCCUCAUUGCAAUUACACGGAGAAACUAAUGAAUCCAUGUUGUUUUUAUUAUUUAAUUUUAAAAUAUUUUUCGAGCGAUCGCUUAUUGCGAUGCAUUUAACGCUCGGAGAAACAAAUAUUCGAUAUUAUAUUUUGAACACUCGAAGUAUUGACUGCGCGAUGUAUUGAAUGUUCGAAUAACCAUUCGUUAUUAUGAAUGUUUGAGUAUUUAGACGUUCGAUUUAUAGUGGUCGAUCAAUUGAUAUUCAACUAUUUGUCAUUCGAUUUGGCAUAAAUGUACACCCUUUAAUAUUGGCAAUAUUUUAAGUGUAAAUUAAUUAUCUAAUAGGAUUAUUAAAGUCUAGGUACAUUAUAAUGUUUUGACGA